Leptopilina boulardi is the source of this 3736-nucleotide messenger RNA. RefSeq names its product mitochondrial amidoxime reducing component 2 (gene Marc). Gene Ontology annotation, molecular function: catalytic activity; molybdenum ion binding; pyridoxal phosphate binding. The transcript is spliced from 5 exons. The coding region runs from base 383 to 1411 and encodes 342 amino acids. The record is from RefSeq and is a predicted model, not a curated record. NCBI's taxonomy places the organism in Eukaryota, Metazoa, Arthropoda, Insecta, Hymenoptera, Figitidae.
GAAAGUUGCGAGUCAGUUCCUCUCUUCUGUUUAGUGUGCGAGUUUGAUAUGUGAAUAUUUUUAACAUACACGUGUCUUUUAUGUUACUAUAAUUGAAGAAGAUAUAUAAUGAAAACGCGUAUAGUGGAUAGAUAACGGUAUGUCUUUGGGAAAAGACGAGUCGCGUGCUUUUGCUUCCGACAAGUGCAUUCACUAGCUUCAGUUAUUCUCAGCGACCGCCUGUGAAAACGUCGGCUUUCAAAUUGUUUUUAUAAUAUAAUUACAGUUAAGUUUUGAGUGUAAUUUUUUUUUUUUUCAUCUAUUUUGUUUAUAAUAAUUUUUCGGGCGUGUUUUUCACGCCCACGUGGUGAAAGAGCCGCGAAAGUAUUUUAGAGUGAAAAUUAUGGAUAGAUCUAGAUUGGCAUAUGUGACAGCAGCGGCUGUUGGCGCUGGUACAGCAUUUUUCUUUGUCUGGUGGUGGUGGACAAAAAGACAAAAAGAUCAACCACCAUCACGUUGGCGAAAAGUUGGCGAACUAAGUGAUUUAAUUUGUUUUCCCGUUAAAUCAUUGGGGCCAGUUAGAAUGAAUGCCAUGGAAUGUACCCCAUUGGGAUUAAAAUCCGGUUGGCUGAGAGAUAGAACCCUCAUGGUCAUCGAUCUCAAUGGGCAAUUUGUCACUGGCAGACAACUGCCCAGGAUGGUUCAGGUAUCGCCAAGUGUAUCGGAAUCGUAUUUGACAUUAAGAGCACCGGGAAUGAUGGCUGUGUCAAUUGAUCUUGCAAGGAUUCGGGGAAAAAGUUUUCGGGCCGCAGUUUGGGGCCAAGCGGUACACGCAUGUGAUUGCGGCGAAGAAGUUGCAAGAUGGCUAUCCCGUUUUCUUCUUCAAGAAGACGUUGGACUUAGACUCGUUUAUUAUCCGUUAGAUCGUCCAUCGCGAGAAGUGCGAACUAAAAACAAGAUCUUCCCGUUGGCUGAAACGAUCGACACGGGAGCAUAUCCUGAUGCAACUAGUUAUACAUUGUUAAAUGAAACGUCAUUAGCAGAUUUAAAUAAUCGUUUGGAGGAACCAGUAAAUACGUUAAAUUUCCGAAUGAAUUUUGUAGUGAAGGGAGCAGAGGUGUUGGAAGAGGAUUUUUGGGAUUGGAUAAAAAUUGGAAAUACGAUUUUUCGUAAUGUAAAGCCAUGCACGAGAUGCAUUUUUACGACAGUUGAUCCCGAAACUGGGAAAAAAAAUCCCAAAGUCGAACCUCUUAAGACACUCAAAGGGUACCGACAAAUAACGGAUCCUGAAAUACGUUCAGCGACAGGAGAGAGUCCUAUUAUGGGAAUUCACUUAGGAUUAAGAAGUAAAAAUAGCACAGUUCGCCUUGGUGAUCCUGUUUAUGUUAAUAUUUUGGAAAAGGAAGAAGCAAUUUUGAGUACGCCUCCAUAGCAUCAUCGAUGGGGUUCGUGUGAUGAAGAAAUUGUCCUCGAUACCGAGGACAUGGAGCAAAUUACUUGAUAAUUUGUAAUUUAUUAUUGAAUAUUUUACAAAUUGCAUUAAAAAAAAAAAAAAAACGGAUGAGAAACAUUUUUUAUACCAGUGGAAGAGAUUUUUUCUUCCACUUUUUUUUAAAUCGUAAAUCAAUAUUUUUUGAUAAAAUGGAUAAAAAGUACAAAUGUGAUUGAACAAUUUUUUAGUAUUUAAAAAAAAAAGUAAAUAAAUUACAAAAUAAGCAAAUAUAAACAAAAGUUCAAAUAAUUGCCGUGAGAAUUAUUUUCUUAAUUUGAAAAUUUAAAUCAUGGAUGAUAUUAAUGAAAAAUUAAGAAUUAAAUUUUUGUAAGAAAAAAAAAUGGUUUAAAACUUAAUUUAAUAAUUAUAUUAAUUAAACUGGCACUACAAUGACUUAUUGGUCGACAAUUAUUUGUACAAUAAAUAUAUAAUAACUUAUUAUAAAAAUUCAUAUAAUUGUUCGUGUAAAUAUCUUCACAUUGUUAUUUAUGUCUGUUGUACCAUUUUUGUUUUUAUAAUUUGAAGAAAUUGUCAUUUUUAAGACUGAUUUGAAAAAAUUUAAUCGUAAUUAUUAUAUUCUAUAUGCAAUUUUAUUAAAUUUAAAAAUUUGUUAAUAAACUCAGAGUUUAUUAAUCUAUUUGCACAAAUGUAUGAUAAAGUGUAAUAAAAUUUAAUGGAAUUGAAUAAAAAUUUAAUAAGAUUUGAUAAAAUUGAAUAGAAUUUAUUUUACCAAUUAAUUACAUUUUUUUUUUAUUAUAAUUAUAAAAUGUAAAUUAUUAAUAAAUUAUUCAUUUGUAAAUAAAUAAUUACUUAUAAAAAUUAUUAUUUGUAGAUUUUUUUUCACAAAUGAUAAAAUGUUUUAAAAAGGGUUUAAGAAAAACUCAAUUUUUCAAUUUUAUUACAAUAAUAUUAUGUAAAUAUUUAUUUACACUACAAAAUAACAAAGACCAUGUACACUGGGAAAUUAUUCUGUCAACUUAACUAAAAAAAAAAUAAAAAAAAAAAAAUAUGGUUCACACAAUUCAAGUGAUGUCGAAAUCUUUUUUUUGAAAAAUUUCCCAUACUAAAUAAGAUAUGUUUUUUUUUAAUUUGACAAUUUUCUUUUUUCCUUGGCAUCAAUUGGUUUAUUAUUAUUAUUAUUAAUCUAUAUAAUUUUUUUCAAUGGGUUUCCGAGCCUCCUUAGAUCUGCAUUAUUUUCUUCUGAUUUUUUAUCUACAGCCUUUUAACAAGAUUUUUAUCAUAAAAACAUGUCACAAUGGGAAUCUAUAAUAUGUAUAUUUAUAUUUAUAAUAAAUGGUAAAAACAAUCAAUGCCUGGCACUGUUGCAGCAAAUACUAUUUACAAGUUUUUGUCUUUCUGACUGAUUUUAGCCAUUACAGAAAUCUUUUUUCGAUUUUUUUUUUUUUUUUUUUUUUGAUAUUUCUUGAAUGAAAAAAUUCAAUUUUAAUAUAAAAUUGAGUAAUUAGAUUUUAUCGGUAAAUUUAAUUAUUUUAUAAAAUAAUCUGUCGUGAAGUAGUAAAAUUCUAUUUUUAUUUAAUGGAAUAAAAAAAUUAUUGUAAGUGAAUAAAAUUGUUUUUUAAAAGAUGGAAUCGAAGAAAGAUUUUUGUAAAUUACCAACGAACAACGCGACAACUAUCACAUAGUCUAGCAUACUUUUUCAAUAUUUUCGACGAGAAUCGAAAAUUUCUUUUUUGAAAAAGAUGUCAGACACCCCGCAGAUGAUCAGAUUAGUAAUUAAUAAUGACUACACUAUUACGCACAGCUUCUGAGCAAUUUCAUAUUUCAUUUAAGCCAAGAUAUUUUCAAUUUUUAAUAAUCUUUACUGACAAUUUUCUGUUUCUCUUUUUUUUUUUUUAAUGACCAUAAUGUAAGAGAUUUUACUUUAUUUAAAUUUAUUAAUAUUUUUAGUUGAUUUAAAAAUUGCGAAAUUAAAUUGAAGUAAAUUUUUAAAAAUAAUGUUUUAAACAAUUUUUUAAAUAAUUUUUUAAACAAUUUUAAAAAUUGUUUUUCUUUUCUUUAGUUUUUUAAAAAAAGUUUUACUGAAGUUUUAGAUGAACUUUUUUGUAAAAUUUAAAUUUACAAUUAUCUAUGAAUUAAAUUCUCUUUUGUAGUAAAUACAAACAAGAGAGAGAGAGAGUGUUUGAUAAAAAUAUGAAAGUUUCGUCGAAGUAAAAAUAGAAAAAUGGUGAAAUUAAAUAAAAAUUUGUGACGUUGACUGUUUUUGACGAAAUACUUUCGGGUGGUUUUUUUUUGGGGGGGGGGGGG